This is a messenger RNA of Ochotona princeps (American pika), 827 nucleotides long. It is a transcript of the gene TPD52L3, whose product is annotated as TPD52 like 3. Gene Ontology annotation, cellular component: cytoplasm. The transcript has a single exon. NCBI's taxonomy places the organism in Eukaryota, Metazoa, Chordata, Mammalia, Lagomorpha, Ochotonidae. The record is from RefSeq and is a predicted model, not a curated record. The coding region runs from base 31 to 663 and encodes 210 amino acids.
GCCAAGGCGUCCAUUUCUACAGUCCGAGCUAUGGAGCCUUACGGCCUGCGCUCCAGCCUGGACCCCCAGGCGGCAGGCCUGGAUUUUGACCCUGCCAGACGAGAUUAUUUCUCUGCCAGCCGAGAACCAGAGUCUCUCUAUCAAGAGUUGGACCUGGACUCUCUAAAUGAAGACCUUCUUGUGCAGACCACACCAGACGCCGCUAUGGCGGAGACCCCUCCUUCGGGCUGCUGCGAAGGUCAUAGCACCAAGUCCGAGUCCCUGAUGGGAGCCGAGCUCGUGGAGCUCAGAGCCGAGCUGGCCCGGUUGGAGGCGGAGAUCGUGUCGCUCCGCCACACGCUGGCCGCCAAAGAGGGGCGCUGUGGGGAGCUCAGGAGAAGGUUGGCGCCCCCGCCUUCCCUGGGGUUCAAGAGCUGGCGUGAGAUUCGGGGCUCCAACGCUUCCAUGAGGCAGAAAACGUCGGCUGCCCUGUCCACCGUGGGCUCUGCCAUCUGCAGGAAGCUCAGGGCCUUCGAGGGGCUGAUGGGGAGCAUCAAGUGGAGAGUCGCAGGUGGCAGAGAGCUGGGCAGUGACAGCCUGCCUGCCUUGCCCACGAGUGGGGAUGACCCACUCCCGGUCCGGGGGAGUCAAGAUGAUCAGCUUCCCAUUCUGGAGCCAGAAUGAGCCCUUCGGUUAACCUGACCCUGGCCACCGAACCAACCCCAUGCCUCCCUUCUCACGUCUGCCAGCUCCCCUACAAGAACAAGCCAACCCAAUGCCAUGGUCAAGUGAAUUCAGGAAAUGGACAGGGUGUGGCUUUUAAGGGGAAACAAAAUCAUAAUGUCCAU